CUUUCUUUUUAUUCUUUUGCUUCUUCUUAUUAAAACAACUUCAAGAUUAGUUUCACUUUCCAUUAUUUUUUUUAUCUUGCUUAGCUUUCUUUCUCGGGAAAGCAUAGAGAUUUGGUCUGCUGAAAUUUGUGCUGGUAAAAAUUUAUAGAGAGGAAAGAAAGAUGUUGGUCGUUUUCUUGGGCUAAUUGGGUAUUGCGUAGAGUGGGAGAGGAUAUGGUUGGAGAAGUAGAAGAAGGGAAGAGCAAAUAAAACCCUCCAUUCUUUUUCUUUUCUUCAGCUAAUCCACUCAUCCACUUCUUCCUCAUCUUCACUAUAAUCUCAUCCUCUCUUUUCCCUUCAUCAUCACUCACCCUUACUAUUAUCAUUAUUAUAUUUAUUAUAUUUCUUUUGCUUCUUUUGCUUGAGGCUUGAAAUUCCAAAGUAGGACUGACAUCUCAGUAGAGUAGCCGGCAUGGCCACCCAAUCGCCGCCGCCUUCCACUUCCACCGCCACGGAAGAAAACAAAGGUUCUGAGAUUGUGCAACUAGCAAAUAUGGAUCAGAAAAACACCAUAGAAGCAGAGCCUGCUAAACCUAGUUCAACUCCAUCAGUAUUUGUAAACUCACAACCGAUGAGGGAAGAACAAGUUCAGAAUGCUGUGAAAUUUCUGUCUCACCCAAAAGUUAGAGGUUCACCUGUCAUCUAUAGGCGAUCAUUUUUAGAGAAGAAGGGCCUUACAAAGGAGGAGAUUGAUGAAGCCUUUCGGCGAGUGCCAGAUUCAGCUCCAACUGUGCAAACAGGCGGUGUAAAUCAAGAUGGGCAAUUGAAAUCAUCAUCAAACAAUGAGCAACAAACUCAGCAAAAAACCUUGCAGCUGGUUUCGCCUUCUUCUACUGGUGUUAAAACUUCAUCAGGAACAUUACCACGCUCAAGAUUUCACUGGUCCCAUGCCCUAAUUGCUGUUGGAUUACUGGCUGCUUCAGGUGCUGGAACAGCUAUAAUAAUUAAGAAAUCUUUUCUCCCUCGGUUAAAAUCUUGGAUACGUAAGGUUGUCCUUGACAAUGAUGAUGAACAAUUGAAGAAAACUGAUGACAAACCAACAUUGCUGGAAGAAGCUGCACAAGCUGCAAAAUCAGCAGCAGCUGCAGCUGCAGAAGUGGCAAAAGCGAGCCAAGAAAUUAUGGCUUCAAAAGGUGAAGAGAGGAGAUACUUUGUGGAAGUUGUGAGCCUUUUAGACAAGCAAGUACAAGAAAUGAAGUCAAUGACAAAUGCCAUAAGAAGAUUGGAAGGGCAAGAAGAUCUUCAAAUCAGUCAAACAAGUUCAAAGCAACUGAUUGUGAAUGGCAAAGCGGAUUAUGACAUGCGUUCAGUGAGAUCUUCAUCUCCACCUGCAUCUGUUCAAUCAUCAAGUGGUCUUCAUCCAAAGUCAUAUAUGGAGAUAAUGGCCAUGGUCCAAAGAGGAGAGAAGCCUUCUAAUAUUAGACCUUGGGAGGUUGGUCAGGUGCAAAACACGUCUACUCAGAUUCUUCAAUCUCAAGUAAAUGGUGAAGACCUGAAUACCAAGACCCAGGAUACGUCUCUAGUAAAUGGGGAUGACCCAUUGCCCUGGUGGCAGAGGAAAAAUGUCAGAAUCACAGAGAUUGAGAAUGAAAAUGAGUCUAAUGGAGUACCUUAUGCUGCUGCAUCCAGUCAGCAGCCAGUUCAACGUGUAUGGGUUCCUCCUCAACCUCCACCCAUAGCCAUGCCUGGGGCUGCAGAAGCUAUCAGACGCCCAAAGCAGGUGGCCCAAAAGGAACAGAAGUCAGAUAAUCAGUCAGUGGCUCAAUCUUCUGACAGCUCUGUUGACGUUCAAGGGGUCUCAAAACCAUUGGAAUCUGAAGGUGCAGUAGAGGGCAGCAGUGUCAGCUCAGUUCCCAGCUCCAGUGAGAUCCAAGAGGAGCAUGAAGUCAAAUAUGAUGAGAAAUGAAGGUGAAUCAUGAUAUAUCACGAAAAACAGGUAGUUGGAACUAGCACUUGAAGUAGCCCAUGUUCUGAAUAAGCUUGUCAAAAUCUGUCAUAAUCAUAUAUGUUUGUACUUUGAACUGGACAUCAACAAAAGAUGCAAAUGCACGUGUCUUUCUAUGCAA
Molecule: messenger RNA, 2105 nt
Organism: Vigna umbellata (rice bean)
Lineage: Eukaryota; Viridiplantae; Streptophyta; Magnoliopsida; Fabales; Fabaceae
Product: peroxisomal membrane protein PEX14
Biological process (GO): protein import into peroxisome matrix, docking
Cellular component (GO): peroxisomal membrane; peroxisomal importomer complex
Molecular function (GO): signaling receptor binding
Source: RefSeq, a predicted model, not a curated record